AUGAAAGAAGCGACUGAAGACAAGCUGUCGGUACAAAUGGAAGCAAUCUCCAAUGUUUUCGAGAGCUUCAAAGACAUCGACCCACUACGCCAGAUCAGCAAGGAACUUUUGCAAGAGCAGUAUGUUAUGCUUGCGCAGUGGGCAACUUGCUACUUUGACGUAGUUGGUGUAGACUCCAUGGAUCUGUGGGCAAUACUCUGUAAGGUAAAGUUAUAGACGAAGCAUGCACGAGAAAUUUGGGAACUGAUUGAGCCGUGUCUCUGCUGUACAUAUACGGCAAUUCAGUCUGCGAGUCGGUCAUCUCAUACCUGCGUGUAGUUAAGACUGACUAGCACAACAAGUUGAACGAAAGCAACUUGACUGAUUUGAUGCGAAUUAAAGUGACAGGUCCAACCCUCCAUGUUUUACAUGAGCAUUUCUGUGAGCUUGCUGUGGACCUCUGGAACAGUGACAAAUCACGGAGGAAAAUCCAAGAAAGACGAAAACAGUAUCCACCAAGAGAAAGCGCAUCAAAGAGGACAAGAGAGGGAGGAAUUCAUAAGGGAUUGGCUGAAAGACGUUGGAGCUGAGGACGAAGAAGAAGAAUCUAAGAGUGAUGGAGAA
Paramuricea clavata is the source of this 603-nucleotide messenger RNA. Lineage: Eukaryota; Metazoa; Cnidaria; Anthozoa; Malacalcyonacea; Plexauridae. The record is from the annotation of a GenBank genome assembly.